AUGUCAUCUAUGAACGUGAAAGAAUUCUUAUCUCUUCUUAGCAUCGCAGCUGCCGACAAACGCCCUCGUCCCUCUAAUGGUUAUGGAGCUCCUCCUGCUCCUCCAAGCAACGGCUAUGGAGCUCCUCCAAGCAACUCCUACGGCCCACCUAGGAACUCCUACGGAGUAGAUCCUCUUGCUGAAUUGGCACAGAACAUUCCUGGUGGCGGAGUUCCUGGAGAAGACUACCCUAUUUUGGCCUCCGUCCCUGACACUCGUUUCUCCUGCGAUGCUCAGAAUGUCCCUGGUUAUUAUGCCGACACUGAUCGUGAGGCUGGCUGCCAGGUCUUCCACAUCUGCCAGGACAGGCCCAAUGGACGCCGUCAGCAGGACUCCUUCCUCUGCCCCAACGGCACCAUCUUCAACCAACAGUACCUCGUCUGUGAUUGGUGGUUCAACUUCGACUGUGCUGACGCUGAAGACUUCUACUCGGUCAACGAGCAGAUUGGCGUCGUUGCCUACGACCCUUAUGGCAGAAGUCGCAAUGGCUAUGGAGCCCCAGCACCUCCUAGCAAUGGAUAUGGAGCUCCUCCAUCACCUUCCAACUCUUAUGGUGCACCUUUCUGAGUCAUCGCCUACUUAUCCCCGACUAAGCAUAUGAAUGACUUAUCUGCAACAUCAUCACCGGAAGAGCAACCUUUGAUUCGUACUCGAAUUU
Molecule: messenger RNA, 697 nt
Organism: Macrobrachium nipponense
Lineage: Eukaryota; Metazoa; Arthropoda; Malacostraca; Decapoda; Palaemonidae
Exons: 2
Coding region: 1-606 (201 amino acids)
Cellular component (GO): extracellular region
Molecular function (GO): chitin binding
Source: RefSeq, a predicted model, not a curated record